This is a messenger RNA of Aedes albopictus (Asian tiger mosquito), 1862 nucleotides long. RefSeq lists its product as uncharacterized. The record is from RefSeq and is a predicted model, not a curated record. The coding region runs from base 524 to 1363 and encodes 279 amino acids. Gene Ontology annotation, molecular function: acyltransferase activity, transferring groups other than amino-acyl groups. The transcript is spliced from 2 exons. NCBI's taxonomy places the organism in Eukaryota, Metazoa, Arthropoda, Insecta, Diptera, Culicidae.
UUACAUAACUGCCCGAUCAAAUUUAAUGUGUACCAAAUUGCCCAUCGGGCAACAAAAUUGUCUAUCGUACAAACGGGUGCAUCCAAUAUAUGAUAAGAUAAUGGAAUACAAUCAAGUAUGAUAUUCUGGUUGACUCAUACAAGUCAGUCGGUGAACACAAAUCCAUUCAAGAACACGGUGAGUGGAAAUGGGCUUGAAUACCAGCCGAAUUGAUGAAGUUUUUUAGUUCAUACUUUGCUUACAAUUAUUACGAAUGUAAUAAUAGCAAAUUGACAUGAAGUUCUAAAAUAAAAACAUAGAAAGUGUUGGCACAAACUGAGAAACAGACUCUGUCUCAGAUGAGAUGAAACGGCAGAAUGAAGAAGCAGUUAUCAUUAUUGAUGACACUCUGCUGAACAUCAUCUCAAGUCCAUAAUAAAUUUGGACACUAUGUAAAGUAGUCGAACCAUAGUCUAAAAUAGUUUCACAUCAUUUCCUUUUAAGUUCAAAUAAAGAUAAAUCAAUCAAUCAAUUUCCUUUUAAAAUGACAUCCAAAUAUGAGCUGGUUUCCAUUCCUCGUUCCGAAUGGCCACAGCUUCGCGAUUUAUUCCUGAUCCAUUGGCCCGAAUACGCAAUUCCUUACAAUGCCGUGCAAAAUUGCAUCAACUGGAUCAGCCACGAUCCAUCCAUUCUACAUCUUCGAAUUCUCAGCCUUGAUGGCGUCUCUUGGCGCCUGAACGGAACAUUUGUUUUGAAGGAUCGUCAUGAGCUGUACUUUUUCUCACUGGAACAAUCGAAUGAGUGUCUGGAACAAGUCCUGGAGCUCAUAGAUUGGAGAUCCACGUACCGGAUAGUGGGAAUCUCGGAUCGGCAUCAAUCAGCUUUGGAAAACGUUCUCAGGAGACAGGGUCAACUGCCUAGCCAGGAACAUCUAUCGGAAGCGGAUCAUUAUGUGAAAAUAUUGGAGAGAGACGAAUUCGAUGUACAAUGUCCACCAGGAUUCCGCUUGGGUGCUCUGGAAACACGUCAUGCUCAGUAUGUCAACUCCUUUUCGGACCAUCCCACAAGUGCUUCGGAAGACAGGAUAAUGCGGUAUAUCGCUUGGAACCCAAGUGUGGCGGUGUUCAACGAGUGGAAUGAACCACUUGCGUGGUGUUUGCUGAACAACUUGGGAAUAAUAAGCCUUUUGUAUACAGAUGAGAGAUAUCGACACAGAGGCUUUGCGGAGUUGGUAGUGAAGGCUAUGUUGUUGAAAUUAGUUGAUCGAGAUAUGAAUGUUGCCAAUGCCGCAGUAACGGCUUCAAAUGUUGCUUCGAAAAGUCUGUUUGAAAAAGUUGGUUUCAGAAAGCAGCAAGUUCUACAUUAUACUAAUUAUAAUUAUUGAGAGGUAAACUGCCUCGAAUCGCAUAUCUGUCCCAUAUGCAUAGUAAAUCCAGCAAAGAUGGGACUGAUAUGCGAUUCACGGCAGUAAAUAGGCAAUAGUGUUUUAGCAUAUUGAAACGUUUUUUAGUUGGAAAGUGAUUAUUCUCACUUACAUUACUCCAACGCGUCUAUGCUAUGUGUUGGAGGCAAACUUUCAAGCGGCCCUCGGUUUUCAAUCUGGGCUGCCAAAUAAUAAUGUUUAAAAAAUGUUUAUUCAAAUAUUUAUGUAUAAUCAGCCAUAAUAUUCCCUUAAAACAAAUAGUGAAACCGGUUUCACUGAGAUAUUCUUCCAAAAACUAGAGAGCUUCGACUUAUGUAAACAUCAACAAGACAAAAAUUCAAUACAGAUAAGAUAACAAGUAUGUAAUAAACAUAGAGCGUCUAUUCAACGUCUACUGAAACAAAAUAGUUUUGGAUUAUCAAAGCAAAUAAAUAAACCUACAAUCCAUGAAUUCCCCGAA